This is a messenger RNA of Ilex paraguariensis (yerba mate), 276 nucleotides long. Lineage: Eukaryota; Viridiplantae; Streptophyta; Magnoliopsida; Aquifoliales; Aquifoliaceae. The record is from the annotation of a GenBank genome assembly.
AUGGCCCAUCUGGAUCGAAGGCAGAGCAAGAGGCCUCUUCCCUACGAUGCAUCCCAACAGGAAAAAGAAGCAGAUCCCAUCUUUCCACUAUAUGCAUCAGCACAGGCCCAACAAGAUAACUCGGCUAUGGUUUCCGCCCUUGCUCACGUUCUUGGCGCCGGAGACAGCGCGCCAAGUCAUAGACAAGGCAAUUACCAGCAGUUUAUUGUGACAGAGUCUGCCAUGAAAGACCAUAACCCGCUUCCACACACAAAGGAUCAAGGUAAAACUCAAUAA